Messenger RNA from Dicentrarchus labrax (European seabass), 2474 nucleotides. RefSeq names its product seryl-tRNA synthetase 1 (gene sars1). Lineage: Eukaryota; Metazoa; Chordata; Actinopteri; Moronidae. Gene Ontology annotation, cellular component: cytosol. Gene Ontology annotation, biological process: seryl-tRNA aminoacylation. Gene Ontology annotation, molecular function: ATP binding; tRNA binding; serine-tRNA ligase activity. The transcript is spliced from 11 exons. The record is from RefSeq and is a predicted model, not a curated record. The coding region runs from base 47 to 1597 and encodes 516 amino acids.
UGUGAGCUCAGUCAGGCUCUCUCUGUCAGACACACAGCGUGGAAAGAUGGUGCUCGACUUGGACCUGUUUCGGACCGACAAAGGCGGCGAUCCAGAGAUCAUUCGUGAGACCCAGAGGAAGAGGUUUAAGGAUGUAACACUCGUUGAUAAACUGGUGGCCGCAGACACAGAGUGGAGAAAAUGCCGCUUUACUGCAGACAACCUCAACAAAGCCAAGAACCUCUGCAGCAAGAGCAUCGGGGAGAAAAUGAAGAAGAAGGAACCAGUUGGGGAGGAUGAGUCCGUACCUGAGGAAGUACAGAACCUGGAGUCCCUAUCAGCUGAAACACUAUCGGCCCUGACAGUAAGCCAGAUCAAGAAGGUGCGGUUGUUGGUGGACGAGGCUGUGGAGAAAACUGACAGCGAGAGGAUAAAGCUGGAGGCAGAGCGCUUCGAGUACCUGAGGGAGAUCGGCAACCUUCUGCACCCAUCUGUACCCAUCAGCAAUGAUGAGGACGCAGACAACAAGGUGGAGCGCACCUGGGGUGACUGCACCGUCCAGAAGAAGUACUCCCAUGUUGACCUGGUGGUCAUGAUCGAUGGCUUUGAUGGAGAGAGGGGAGCUGUCGUGGCUGGGAGCAGAGGUUACUUUUUGAAGGGGCCGCUGGUGUUCCUGGAGCAGGCUCUCAUCAAUUUCGCCCUAAGGCUCCUCUACAGCAAGAAAUACACCAUGCUCUACACACCCUUCUUCAUGAGGAAAGAGGUCAUGCAAGAAGUUGCCCAGCUCAGCCAGUUUGACGAAGAACUUUACAAGGUCAUCGGCAAGAGCAGCGAGAAGUCAGACGACAGCUCCAUCGAUGAGAAGUACCUCAUCGCCACCUCCGAGCAGCCCAUCGCGGCCUUCCUGCGGGACGAGUGGCUCAAACCCGAGGACCUGCCCGUCCGCUACGCCGGCUUCUCCACCUGCUUCAGACAGGAAGUGGGCUCCCAUGGCCGAGACACCCGCGGCAUCUUCAGGGUGCACCAGUUUGAGAAGAUUGAGCAGUUUGUCUAUGCCUCCCCACAUGAGGGCAAAUCAUGGGAGAUGUUUGAUGAGAUGAUAGGGACGGCCGAAGAGUUUUACCAGUUGCUAGGAAUUCCUUACCGCAUCGUCAACAUUGUCUCCGGUGCCCUAAAUCAUGCGGCCAGUAAGAAGCUGGAUCUGGAGGCCUGGUUCCCUGGCUCUGGCGCUUUCAGAGAGCUGGUCUCCUGCUCAAACUGCACCGACUACCAGGCCCGACGCCUCCGCAUCCGCUACGGGCAGACCAAAAAGAUGAUGGACAAGGCAGAGUUUGUUCACAUGUUGAACGCAACCAUGUGCGCCACCACACGCGUGAUGUGUGCCAUCCUGGAGAACUACCAAACUGAAGAAGGCAUCGUUAUUCCAGAGAAGCUCAGGGACUUCAUGCCUCCUGGUUUGACAGAGAUCAUUAAGUUCGUCAAGCCCGCUCCUAUCGACCAGGAGAUGUCUAAGAAAGCAAAGAAACAGCAGGGAGCAGGGGGGAAGAAGAAGAAGCAGGAAGGAGGAGACCAGAACCUGCCCAACGCCAUGGAGACCAUGUCCGUCAACGACUCAUAGACUCCAGCACACGACGGCAGCGUCUCUUCACCAACCACACAGAUAGAAAGUGAUGGAAUAGAGCCUCAUAAGUAACGAUGAACUAAAAUGGUUAGAAAAUGAGGAAAUCUCUCAAGUAGGCACUUAAUGUAAUCCAUAGCUUUAUAAUGAAGGCUGGCUCCAUCUCAUCUGUGUCUGUCUGACUGGUUGGUGUCAUUCAUCUCAGCUGUUCCUCUCCUCACUCACUGAAAAGGGAUAUCUCUCUCUCUCUCUCUCUCUCUCUCUCUCUGCACUCAUCUACAGUCCACUUCAGAGUCCACUGACCGCCUGUCUGUCCUUUUCUCACAUCUACAGCAACACUGAUCCUAAAACAAACAGAUAACCUCAGAUAUUCAGCAGCAGCAUGUCUGGUUUCUGUGACUGGUGUGUAGUGCAGAUAAAGCACUGCUUAUACACAGGUACAUGUUUGUUUCCAGCUUUUCGGCAUCUGUAAUCAGUGAAAGGUGUGGUUUUUGUAAAACUGAUCAAUAACUGUCUGAAAUCUCUGUUCAUCGGCUCUUUGUUGAGACCAAAACCUGCAUCUCUGCUCUAAAAUGUGGUUGAUUACUUUGCGUCUGAAACGGCUUUAAAGCUGAUCGAACUACUGUGAUUGAGGAUCUUGUGAAGGUGAUCAGGUAUUUGUCUGUUUUAGGCUUCCCUUCUUGUCGUCUCUGAACACAAUCAUCAUCUUCGACCAUUGUUGCUUGACGUCAUUGUUGACCAUAAUGCCGUUCACUAGCUUAUGAUCGAGACAUCGACAUUGUCCGUAUGAGCUUGCUAAUAUAAAGAUAUAUAUAUGAUCGAGCUUUGAUGAAGUGGCACAAAUAAUAAACAAAUAUUAAAUACAGUUGAUAUGGAA